UGGUAACCAACACCGGGUAGCUACAGGAAGAUACAUUUUAGUCUUUUGGAGUUUUACAGCCUUUUAUAUCUACAUUUGAUCCUCACCUUUCACCUGAAGAUGCCUCCUUCAGCGGGUUCCGACGAAGACAGCAAAGCUUUGGUAAGAAAGGCGUUAAGGGAGGUUCUGGUGGGUCGAGAGGAUCCAGAGGGCUUUUUUGCGAUGUGUGUGUCCGCCCUUGGGCACCAGGAGACCCGGUUACAUUUCCUGUCCAUCAUCCAGCCCCUAUCGACGGCCAACAUCUCCCUACACUCCAUCCUCACUUCCAUCUAUAGGGAGUAUUUUUCAAAGACAGAAGAUGAUGAACUGGAAGUGGCAUUGGCUCUCUCUCUACUUGAAAUGAGAGAUCACCAGCUGUCAGCCCCAAGCCAAGAGUCCCAACUCCAACAACAUCUUGAAAGACACAUCCAAAAAAGCUCCUCUCAACAGAUCUCAAGAUCUCAGUCUUGGGGAAACAGUCACACACAGCACACAAAUGUAGCUGAAAGCAGAGAAAAUACCAACUUGCCAAAAACUGGAGACUUGGAGAGGGUGAACCAACCAAAAAUAAACCUAAAAGGUAACCCAGGGAAAAGUCUCACUAUGUGUGCCCCUGUGACUUCUAAUUCAUUGCGUGAGCAUGGCACAGCUGAAGGAGGUGGUGGAAUGAUGCAUGAGGGAGAUUUGGAUCAACCAGAGAAACGGAAACACUCAAAGAACAGGCGACAGCGACGGAAAGGAGCUUGCCAGCGUAUUGUAGGUUUACCCACAUCUCCUUCAGCACGGCCACCAGUACUGCUGUGGUUCAGGAGGGACUUGAGACUUUGUGACAAUCCUGCUCUGAAUGGCUCAUUGGAGGUUGGUGCACCUGUCAUACCUGUCUUUAUCUGGAGCCCUAAAGAGGAGGAGGGACCUGGGAUUACAGUGGCUAUGGGAGGAGCUUGCAAAUACUGGCUUCAUCAAGCUUUGUCUUGUUUCUGCUCGUCUCUGGAGCGCAUUGGCAGCCAUCUUGUCUUCCUCCAAGCAAAAGGAGAGAGUAAAGAGGUUGGAUCAUCUCUGUGCUGCCUUAAGGAGCUACUGAAGGAGACUGGAGCGAGGACAGUCUUGGCUAACGCUCUCUAUGAGCCAUGGCUGAAGGAGAGGGAUGAUGAAGUGGUGUCAGCCCUUCAGAAAGAUGGUGUUGAGUUCAAGAUGUUCCAUUCAUACUGUCUCAGAGACCCUUACUCUGUCAGCACCGAGGGUGUGGGACUCAGAGGCAUAGGCUCAGUGUCCCACUUCAUGAGCUGCUGUAAGCAGAACCCAGGAUCUGCAUUGGGAGUUCCCCUGGAUCCUCCUGUGGCUCUCCCCUCCCCUUCCCAUUGGCCUCAAGGUGUCUCUUUAGACGAGCUAGGCCUAGCAACCAUGCCCCGCAGAAAGGAUGGCACCACGAUUGACUGGGCAGCUAACAUUCGCAAAUCCUGGGAUUUUAGUGAAGAAGGAGCACAUGCACGAUUAGAGGGCUUUCUUCAUGAUGGUGUCUAUAGGUAUGAAAAAGAGUCAGGAAGGGCAGAUGCUCCAAACACCAGCUGUCUGUCUCCAUACAUUCACUUUGGUCAGCUCAGUCCACGCUGGCUAAUGUGGGAUGCCAAAGGUGCGCGUUGUCGACCCCCAAAAUUCCAACGUAAACUGGCAUGGCGAGAUUUGGCUUACUGGCAGCUAACAUUGUUUCCUGACCUCCCCUGGGAAUCCCUCAGGCCGCCAUACAAGGUGUUACGGUGGAGCAAUAAUCACAGCCACUUAAAAGCCUGGCAGCGAGGUCGAACAGGUUAUCCUCUAGUGGACGCAGCCAUGAGGCAGCUGUGGCUGACAGGUUGGAUGAACAACUACAUGAGGCAUGUGGUAGCAUCUUUUCUCAUUGCAUAUCUUUACCUGCCCUGGCAGGAAGGCUAUCGCUGGUUCCAGGACACCCUCGUAGAUGCAGACGUUGCUAUAGAUGCUAUGAUGUGGCAGAAUGGGGGCAUGUGUGGUCUGGACCACUGGAACUUUGUCAUGCACCCUGUUGAUGCUGCAAUGACCUGUGACCCCUGUGGCAGUUAUGUAAGGAAGUGGUGCCCUGAGCUUUCCGAUCUGCCUGACGAGGUCAUUCACAAACCCUGGAAGUGUCCUGUGUCUAUGCUUCGACGUGCUGGUGUGGUGUUUGGCCAGACAUACCCUGAGCGAAUUGUUACAGACCUGGAGGAGCGGAGGAAUCACUCUCUGCAGGAUGUAGCCCUAGUGCGGAGAGAAUUUGGUCAGUAUGUGGACAAGCGCUCAGGCUGUGAUUUGGUCCCCCUGCCUCCACGUCUGGUCUCUGAGGCUCUGGGAUUAUCACACAGAGAUGGGGGUGUGGUGAAGGAAGGAAAGCAGUUUUUGUUGCCAGUUAUCACCCGCAUGGAAUUCAAACACCAGCUGGAAGAUCCUGAUGCAGAUGCUGCCUCAAAUCCCUACAAUGCCGUCUUAAAAGGAUACGUCAGUCGCAAAAGGGACGAGACCAUUGCGUUCCUAAAUGAAAGAGACUUCACUGCCAGUGUGAUGUAUGAAGGAGCCCAGAGAAAGGAGAGGUUGGAGAGUGACUAUCGCAGAAUGGAGGGACUCCCCAGGCUUCCUGCACCUCGGGGCAAGGCAAGGCGAACUACAACUGCUAAAGACAGGUUCUCUACAGUUCCUGGUGGGGCAGUCACCUCACUCAAGUGACAUACAGAUCCAAGAGUAAAUGUUUACAGGUUCUAAGUAACUUUGUAGUUAUAUGCCAAUGACUGCCAAAAUGCAGAACUGCAAUUUGCAACAACUGUUUCAAGAAUGUGGCAUAACAAGUAAAAAAGUCUCUGCUUAGAAUCUACUCUACAGUCAACAUAUUAGGAGGAAAACUGGUUUGAAACUCCAAUGAAAAAGUUUACAAGAGGGUUGGUAGAUGUGCCAUACAUUUUAUGUGGUGGGUAUAAUCUCAGGUAUAGCACUAUUGGACACUUUGUGGUAUUUUACAAUAUUUUAGGUGUAGUUCACAAAUACAAUCAUAAAUAUAUUCAGGGUAAACGUGGGAAGUGAUGGUGUCAGUUUUUUUAAAUUUCAAAACAGGCCUAUGUUUUUUCUUUACAAACUGAUAGAAAUGGUAUCAGAAAAGUGGUAUUUAGUUAUCAGGGUGCAUUUUUAUGAGUUGGAAGUACAACAAGAAUUUUUUAAAUGGUAAAUUUAAGUAAAGCUUUAUAUACAGUUGUUCUAAGGGGUCUAGGUUUAGUCUGCCAAUGUUACAUUUUUUGUAUGUGUGUGAAGUUGCAGGCUAACCAUUUUGUUUAGAAGAUAUACACUUUUUUUCCUUUACAUUAAGCCUUAAAUUAAUUUUAAACUCUGACAAGGUUUCAAGCAUGUGUGCAGUUCAUACCAUACCUGUUUUUAAAUGUUGCCCUUGUUUUCAUAUGAAGUCCUGGAAAAA
Messenger RNA from Cheilinus undulatus (humphead wrasse), 3466 nucleotides. Its product is annotated as deoxyribodipyrimidine photo-lyase. Gene Ontology annotation, molecular function: DNA binding; FAD binding. NCBI's taxonomy places the organism in Eukaryota, Metazoa, Chordata, Actinopteri, Labriformes, Labridae. The transcript is spliced from 9 exons. Bases 100 to 2730 code for a protein of 876 amino acids. Gene Ontology annotation, biological process: entrainment of circadian clock by photoperiod; circadian regulation of gene expression. The record is from RefSeq and is a predicted model, not a curated record. Gene Ontology annotation, cellular component: nucleus; cytoplasm.